AAUAUAUGUCCAGCACUGUGCGCUCCGCGCUACCACAGUCCACUAUGGAACGGAACGGGGAUGACUGGCACAGGACCGAAGGAGAAAGAAGACACCACAAGUCCCAGGAUGACGGGUUACAGGAGCGAGAUGCUGUAUGUUCUGGAGAAGCCCCAGAUGCGAGGCGAGGAGGAGCGGCUUCGAACUUUUGAAAACUGGCGGAGGGACACACCAGUCACCGCGGGCAACCUGGCCAGAGCGGGAUUCUAUUUUCUGGGGACAGAAGAUAAGGUUCAGUGCUUCUGUUGCGGAGGGAUCCUGCGGUACUGGGUCCAUGGGGACAGUCCGAUCCUCGAACACAAGAGGCACUUCCCCACCUGUAGUUUCGUGCUGGGUAGGGCCGUUGGGAAUAUCCCGCUGUUUUUCGUUUCCAGGUCCCCUUCUGACUCCGUGGACGGUCAGCUGUUGAGCCAGCUCCAGAGGAUGACCGUGGACGACCAGGGAACGGCCGGGCAGGCUGUCUACCCUGAGAUGGAGUUAGAGGAAUCCCGGCUCACCACAUUCCACAACUGGCCCACGGGUGCUGCGGUCCAGCCCAAUGUUCUGGCGAGGGCAGGAUUCUUCUACACAGGCCACGGUGACAACGUAAAAUGCUUUCACUGUGACGGAGGGCUGAGGAACUGGGAACCUGGAGAUGACCCCUGGCAGGAGCAUGCCAAGUGGUUCCCACGAUGUGACUUCCUGAUCCAGACGAGAGGACGUGACUAUGUCAGUAACAUCCAGGCUACCCACUUCCACAGAGAGACUGUGGGUGGGUCACAGGCACCGGUGUCUCAAGAAAUUACUUCAGAAAAUGACGUGGUGGGUGGUCUGGGCACAACCGCAGUCAUGCUGUCUCCUGUGGUCCAGACCGUACUCCAGAUGGGCUUUGAGGCUGGCCUGCUGGAGAGUCUGGUCCAGACCAAGUACCUGCUGACCGGCCAGCACUACACCUCCGUGUCUGGCCUGGUCACUGACGUACUGGCUGCUGAAGAGGAGGACAGGACCAGGGGGCUGCAGAGCAGAGUCCAGGAGCCGGUGGAGAGACAGGGUCCCAGUGCAGGAGGGGUCAGGACACAGACACCCAUCAGAGAAAAAGCAGUGGGAGACUCCACCCCUGAGGAGCUCCUGCGUCAGCUGCAGGAGGAGCGGACAUGUAAGGUGUGUAUGGACAAGCUGGUAUCCAUCGUCUUCAUCCCCUGUGGUCAUCUGGUGGUGUGUAGCGACUGUGCUGCCAGCCUGCGUCACUGCCCCAUCUGCAGAGCCACCAUCAGAGGAAGCGUCCGAGCAUUCAUGUCCUGAGAGUCACAUUCAAGUACAAGACCCUUGUGCUUUUGUUUGCCUUUGACAAAUGAAGAGAGAUUCUACAACCCCUCGGGGCGGCUCAUCUUUCUAUAGGUGCUGUGAGAAUUUUGUGAAAAUGUCCCCUGGAUUUUAGAUGCCUGACAGAUCUGACCCAUUCUCCUAACCUCAAUACUGUUCAGCUGUUGAUUUGCCCUGCUCAAAAUAACCUUCAAAAUCAAAAUGGCUUCUUUUUGGCUGUAGUAAAAGUUGUUGAAUAUAUUUAUUUUGAUACAGUAAACGUAUUUCCAAUAUCAUUAUUGGUGUUUACAGAGAUCAACUGGCAGAGCAAGAGUAUCAGUCCAACUGCACAUCAGAUUACAGUUAGUUUGUACAAAUACUAAAAAUAAUCCCUAAAACAAAUGACCCAGA
Molecule: messenger RNA, 1731 nt
Organism: Oncorhynchus keta (chum salmon)
Lineage: Eukaryota; Metazoa; Chordata; Actinopteri; Salmoniformes; Salmonidae
Product: baculoviral IAP repeat-containing protein 7-like
Exons: 8
Coding region: 61-1320 (419 amino acids)
Biological process (GO): negative regulation of apoptotic process; regulation of cell cycle; positive regulation of protein ubiquitination
Cellular component (GO): cytoplasm; nucleus
Molecular function (GO): cysteine-type endopeptidase inhibitor activity involved in apoptotic process; ubiquitin protein ligase activity
Source: RefSeq, a predicted model, not a curated record